AUGCUGUUUGAUGUACCAGGUUUGAGGUGGAUCAAUCAAGAGGCGAGAGAUGCAAUGACAGAAGAAGUCGCUUUCUCUGUGGAUGAGCGAGAGAUCUUGGCCAAGGAUUCCGAGCGGAGAGUGGCAAUUAUCAAGGUUGUUUUGCUUCAGUCAGGUGUAUUGACGGAUAAAGCGAAUACGUCAGGAUUGAGCGCCCAGAAUUUGCUGGAACGAACAUUCAAGCUCAGGGACAGGUUCUUGAAUGCUUUGGGAUGGAGCCCGGAUCAACCGCAGCUUGGCGGUAUCAAUUCCAGGCUUCUUCGUCGACAUCAAUAUCGCGUGAGAGUUGGUGAGAACUCAAAAUCCCCUUUAGACUUUCCCAAAGAUGCAGGUGUCCCUACGAGUGUGUCGCUUAGAAGCAAAGAACGUAAGCAUCGAGCUCAAACACCGGAAAGAAGGGGUAGGAUGAAGAGGUUCAAAGGUACCAUUAGGGAUAGUGAGGAUGAAGAUGAACUGCGCAUGGUGAUCGAUGAUCCGUUCUACUAG
Kwoniella mangroviensis CBS 8507 is the source of this 525-nucleotide messenger RNA. RefSeq lists its product as uncharacterized. The coding region runs from base 1 to 525 and encodes 174 amino acids. The transcript has 4 exons. NCBI's taxonomy places the organism in Eukaryota, Fungi, Basidiomycota, Tremellomycetes, Tremellales, Cryptococcaceae. The record is from RefSeq and is a predicted model, not a curated record.